Messenger RNA from Rhagoletis zephyria (snowberry fruit fly), 302 nucleotides. Its product is annotated as 40S ribosomal protein S18. The record is from RefSeq and is a predicted model, not a curated record. Gene Ontology annotation, biological process: translation. NCBI's taxonomy places the organism in Eukaryota, Metazoa, Arthropoda, Insecta, Diptera, Tephritidae. Gene Ontology annotation, cellular component: ribosome; cytosol; small ribosomal subunit. Gene Ontology annotation, molecular function: structural constituent of ribosome; RNA binding.
UUUUUCGGCUUGAACUCGGUCGCUUAACAAAGUGCAAAAUGUCGCUCGUUGUUCCAGAUAAGUUCCAACACCUUCUUCGUAUCAUGAAUACGAACAUCGAUGGCAAACGUAAAGUUGGUAUUGCCAUGACUGCUAUUAAGGGUGUGGGUCGCCGUUACUCCAACAUUGUUUUGAAGAAGGCUGAUGUAGAUCUGACUAAACGCGCUGGAGAAUGCACUGAGGAGGAGGUUGACAAGAUUGUCACCAUCAUUUCUUGCCCUUUGCAAUACAAAGUGCCCAACUGGUUCCUUAACAGACAAAAG